Messenger RNA from Haliotis rubra (blacklip abalone), 1306 nucleotides. RefSeq names its product ileal sodium/bile acid cotransporter-like. The transcript is spliced from 3 exons. The record is from RefSeq and is a predicted model, not a curated record. NCBI's taxonomy places the organism in Eukaryota, Metazoa, Mollusca, Gastropoda, Lepetellida, Haliotidae. Gene Ontology annotation, cellular component: membrane. Bases 100 to 1296 code for a protein of 398 amino acids.
CAGUCAGGUAUAUUAGACUUGACACUGUACGGGUUGGUAGACACCCGCCGCAUCUACCAGCUGAUGCUCAGACGAGCGCCACAGUGAACAGUAGUCAACAUGGCCGUGCCGGCAGUGUCAGUCUUGGUGAUAGUCCAGCUGGUUGCUGUGUCCUGUAGUCAGUACGGUUCCCCGCCUCAGACCAUGGGGGAUGGGGUAGCAGUUAACUUCACUGAUGAUGCUGACUUGAUGAUAUUCCCUGAUCCGGUACCGUUUUACAUGUUCAUGUACCAUAGUAAAGUGGUAAACUUCAGUUACUCCAUCGUGUGCGACUCUUAUGACAGUUACUACGACCUGCAUGUGUUCACGGAGAUACCGAAGGUGGCGGUCCUGUCGCAGACGGGAACCUUCAACCUGACGUGUGAGGACAUGAAGGAAGGUUCCCCCCACCCACACAGGAAUGCCACCGUCGUUUCAGGUACAUUUAACAUUUCCUUACAAUCAGAUCUUAUAGGCCGGACUUGGCUCUACAUCGACAGCACGUCCGUCAACGUCACUUCCGUAAGUAACAGUACCGACGGAGAUGAUGCCAUUGGGCACUUCCGGUUUAAACAGAUGAUCACUGUGAUCCGGCCGUUACGCUUCCUGGACACUGUGGUGCGGAUAGUUGUCUACGCCUUCAUCGUCACAAACACCAUCGGCAUGGGAUGCAGCACCGAUUUGGCUGUCGUCAAGGAGGUUCUCAGGAGACCCUUCGCUCCCACGAUCGGCUUCGUGUGCCAGUACCUGUGUAUGCCACUGAUUGCGUUUGCUGUGACGAAGAUUGUGAAGUUCGAGAACCCUGCCGUUGGGUUGGGAAUAUUCGCCUGUGGAAUUUGCCCCGGGGGUGGAUCCAGCAACAUCUACACCUACCUCCUGGGUGGUGAUGUGUCACUCUCAGUAACCAUGACAACAAUCAGCGCAGUCGGAGCACUUGGGAUGGUGCCUCUGUGGAUGUUCACCCUGGGCAAGCAGUUCCACGACGACAAGAUGCAGAUCAACAUCCCCUACCUGAACAUCCUGCAGACUCUGGCCUCUGUCAUCCUCCCUCUGCUGGUCGGGAUCUCCAUCAAGUACAAAUUCCACAAGGUUGCCGCCAUGAUCCUGAAGGUCAUCAAACCAGUGACCCUCGUCACGGUGGCCCUGCUGCUGGGGGUCGGUAUUUACGCCAAUAUCUACAUCUUCAGACUGUUCAAACCUGUCACACUCCUAGCCGGCUGUAUGUUUCCCUAUGUAGGCUACGUCAUUGGCGGCAUCGUCGCCUUAAUCUUCCGCUAACCGUGGUACA